GUAUAAGGGUAAAAUUAUAACUUUACCAUUUCCUUUUCAUCAUCACCAGAUGUAGACGAUACAAUUACACACAGUAACCCUUACACGCACUCAAACCCUAAUCGUCUUCUCCAAUCAAUCUCUCGAAUCACAAUCGUUUUCUGCAUCAGAUUCCUCAAAAUCAUCCUGUUAUAUGCUCAAUUUCAGAUCACCUAUAGAUCAGUUUGUUGAUAAUUUCAAAUUUCGGUUAACUCAAACCCUAAAUAACCGCCACCACCGCAACCACUGCUUCCGCCGUGAAUGGCGGACUCAGUAGACGGAGCUCCGGAUUCAUGGGAGGUUGCCGACGUAGACGCCGCCGUGAGCAGGUUAAUGCUCUCUUCGAAGCGCGAAAGCAACAAUUCAUCGCCUAAUUUGACUACUGGUUCUUCUUCGGAGAUUAAUUCAGAUUUGUUAGCUCCGGUGAGGUCGUCGUCUGGUGGUGUGUUGGAGGAUUUGGUGAAUACUGUUGAUCAGUUUCUUCGUGAAGCGUUGCAAAACCCUAGGGAGCGUCUUUCAGUGUUAAGGUUGGAGCAGGAUGUAGAAAAAUUCAUCAGAGACCCUUCACAACAGCAAAUGGAGUUUCCGCAACUACCCACUUCUUAUCUACGUUUAGCAGCACAUCGUGUAGCUCAACACUAUUCUCUUCAAUCCACCGUCUUACUUGACAACAACCUUUUGGAAAGUUCUGGUUCCAGAAUCAUCGUCCACAAGACUCCCGAUACCCGUUUCCCUCUAAUACGUUUAGCUGAUAUUCCUCUAAAAUCACCAACCGAUGACUCCACCAACAACGUUGUCAAAGUUGCAAUCAAACAAAGACCAAACAAGAAAUCACAAAUUACUGGAUCAAAUUCAAAUUUACAAAGGAGCGAGAGUUUGAAAAGUGUUGAGGAGAGAAAAGAAGAAUAUAAUCGUGCGCGUGCAAGAAUAUUCUGUUCUGAUAGUUCUACAUCUGGUGGGAAGCAAGAGAGUGAUUUGAGGGUGCCUGAAGUGUUUAAUCGUGGUUCUUUAGGGGCGUUAAAGGCGGAAGAAGUUUCGUCUUCAACAGGAAUGAAUGUUAAUAGUGGCAGGGGUUCGGUUACCGGUUCGGGUUCCGCAAGUAGAGUUAGAUUAGAGGAGCCGGUUAGUAGGUCUAGGAAUAAUAGUAAAGUGGCAAUCUUUCGGGACCGUGAAGUUGAGCGAAAGGAUCCUGAUUAUGAUAGGAGCUAUGACAGAUAUGCACAAAGAUUCGAUCCCGGCUUUGGGUUUAAUGGUGGCUCAUAUCCCGUACAACCUAUGUAUGCACCUGUCUUGACCUACAACACCGAAUUUCCACAACUUGGUUCAGCUCAUACCCAUAGGGCCCCACCUAUCUCUACUGAACAACACCAAUCACACACACUGGCUCAACAUAUACCUGGACCAUGGGUUCCACCAUCCUCACCCGUAGGUCUCGGUUACAGACCCCCAGAGUCAAUGGUACCCCCGUUUAAUCCCAAUCACGGUUCUACACUCUACAUGCAGUACCCUUCUCAAGGUACUUCUGGAGUCACGUUUAUGCAUCCUCAUGAACAAGUUCACCAACAAUUGGCACAGUCUCAGCAGCAAUCCGAUGCGAGUUUUGGAUUAGCCAACCGUCCCCGAUAAGGGGCAUGGCUGUGCCUGCACCCCGUCAGACUAAUGAAUGACCUAUGCUUGCUUAUCUGACAAUGGGACAUGCUUAUCUGGCAGGGGUGCGGGCUUAAUCUUCUGAGUUUGGAUGGGAUGGGAUGGGCAUCUUAAAUUUAUCAACAUAUUUCGGAUCCAUUUCAUCGAUCUCGGGUUUCUGAACAAGCUGAUUAUCAGAAUUGUGAAUGUAUACUUCUUAUCCAAGUGAAGGUAGUUGUUGACAUCUUUUUUCUUUGUUUCAAAUACUGUCAUUUUGUUAUGUGAUCCGUAGAAAACUAUAUUCACUUGCUAUAUUUUGUUGUGCAAAUUUGAAUAUGAUGAUUCUGCAGCACAAUUAUAUAUAUAUAUAUAGUUUGCAUUUC
Helianthus annuus (common sunflower) is the source of this 2027-nucleotide messenger RNA. RefSeq names its product R3H domain-containing protein 2. Bases 280 to 1644 code for a protein of 454 amino acids. NCBI's taxonomy places the organism in Eukaryota, Viridiplantae, Streptophyta, Magnoliopsida, Asterales, Asteraceae. Gene Ontology annotation, molecular function: nucleic acid binding. The transcript has 4 exons. The record is from RefSeq and is a predicted model, not a curated record.